Heteronotia binoei (common prickly gecko) is the source of this 2353-nucleotide messenger RNA. RefSeq names its product 4-hydroxyphenylpyruvate dioxygenase like (gene HPDL). The transcript has a single exon. The coding region runs from base 27 to 1226 and encodes 399 amino acids. The record is from RefSeq and is a predicted model, not a curated record. Gene Ontology annotation, biological process: aromatic amino acid metabolic process. Gene Ontology annotation, molecular function: 4-hydroxyphenylpyruvate dioxygenase activity. NCBI's taxonomy places the organism in Eukaryota, Metazoa, Chordata, Lepidosauria, Squamata, Gekkonidae.
AGCCCACCACCCUAUCCAACUCCAUUAUGUCUGUGAAGCAAUUGUGCUACAUCGGUUUCCAUGUUCCUGAGAAACAGCAGUUGGCCAAGAACCUAGUACAAAAGUUUGGGUUUGAACUGUUUGCUGCACGGAUGACAGCACGGACCAAGCAGCUGGUUUUAAGAAGAGGAACUGCUGUCUUUGUUGUCAAUGAGAGACUGAACGCAGCAAGAGACGUUCCAUUUACAUUCUCUUCUGGUCCUUGCAAAGAUCAAGGAAUCCUGUAUGAUGUCGAUCUGCAGUAUGGAGUCAGUACAGCUUCUAACAUUUGUUUUGAAAUGGAGAAUGUACCUGGCAUCUCUCAGAGCCUUCAGAAGCAAGGUUGCCAGAUCCUUAUCCCUCCUACUAACAUAACAGAUGAGUGUGGUUGCGUCACUUAUGCAGUGGUGAGGUCCAUUGUGGGCAACAUCAGUCACACUCUGCUUGACCGAUCACGAUAUUGUGGACCUUUUCUGCCUGGCUUUUGUGGAGUAGAGUGCGCCUCGGAAAACUUUAGUGGAGUCAGGGAGGUUACACAUUUUGACCACAUCACCUAUGCUUGUCUCCCAGGUAGUUCUCAAGCAGUACUGGAUUGGUACAAGAACUGUUUUGGUUUCCAGCGCUUCUUUGUCCACCAACAAGAUGGUGCUGCUGAAGGUUAUAGUAUUCAGGGAGCUGGCAUGGGCCUUCGUCUUACUGCCAUGCAUUACAAUGAGAGUGCCUUGACUCAGUUAGAUUGUGACUGUAAGCUUGUUCUCGCUGAGUCAUUGCCACAACAAAGGAAGAAUCAGGUAGAUACUUUCUUAGAGCAGCAUGGUGGGGCUGGCAUCCAACAUGUGGCACUUUACACCACUGAUAUCAUAAGAACUGCUGCAGCCAUGGCAAAGUCUGGUGCAAGCUUUGUAGAACCUCCCUUAACCUACUACAGUGAGAAAGGGAGAGAGAAAGAGAUACAGCAAGUUGGGCAUGAUCCUCAUCUUCUGGAACACUAUGGCAUCCUUCUGGAUUCUGAGGUAGCUGGGGAAGGAGGCAACAUCAGCCCUAGCUUUCAUGGUAAACAAUACUUGAUGCAGAUAUUCACUAAACCUCUCUUUGCAGAGAACACAUUCUUCCUAGAGCUCAUAGAACGGUGUGGGGCUGUAGGUUUUGGUGAAAGAAACAUCCGUGCUCUCUGGAAAGCAGUGCAGAACUACAUGGACAAGCAAUAGAGACUUCAAUUUCCUCUCAAGAAUGAACAUUAAUAAUAAUAAAGUGCAGUCAAGUCACAAUCAACUUAGGGCAACCCCUCAUUGGGCUUUCCAAGGCAAGAGAUGAGCAGAGGUGAUUUGCCAUUGUUGCCUUCCUCUGUGUAGCAACCUUGGUUUUUUGGUAUUCUCUCAUCCAAGUUCUAACCAUGGUCCAUUCUGUUUAGCUUCCAGGCUCUGGCAAACCCAAGCUAGUCUGUUCGGGCAGUUACAAGAAUGAACAAAUUCAGUUUUGGGGCCUAAUUGUUGGGCUGCCCAUCUUUGUGAUGUGGGUGCUGCUACAAACUCGCUGUGGUUGGUUUUUGUACCACAUCAAUAUGUAUAGAAGUUCUAAUUAAUGCAUCUGCAGCAGAGCCACUUAUAGUGGUGUAGAAAGUAUAAGUGAGGGCCCAUAAAAUUUGUGGGGGGGGACACUCUUGAUGAGCUCAGUGUGCUCAGGCUCUUCAGCAGCUGUAGCUGGAUCGAGCAUGGAGCUCUGGGUGCCACUGUCAGGCCCAGCCCAGCUUCUGGGCUUCAGUGGCAGCCUGCCCGGCACAGCUCUCAGGCUGUGCUGGCAGCAGCAUGCCUAGCAUUUCUCCUAGGCUGUGUAGUCCCUGUCAAGCCCAGCACUACUCUCAGGCUGUGGGACCACUGCCACUGGGCUCAGUGUGGAGCCCCAGGCUGUGCAGCCACUGAUCACCUGAGACAAGUGCAAAGAACACUACUUUAUUUUUCAGGGGAUUUAACACCCCCCCCCCCCCCCGGUAUAUUUUCUUCUCCUGAUUUUUUUGCAAACCUAGGGAGUUUCUGUGAACAGCUGCCUCCGUUUCCAGGCAUGGAUCUGUUGUAAUGAGUCUUUGCCACAUAAUGUAUUGAAUUAGGCUUUCAGGUUGCUAGUCAAUGGAAUGCCAGGAGGGGCACUAACAUGUUGGGCCUUGGUUCAAGGAAGAUUAACAAAUCAUUUGACCAAACCUCGCUGUGUUGAUGAACCAAUUCACUUUUAUGGAGGCUGAUACAACUGAAUAACUGACACUGGUGUAAUCUCUGUAUGAAAUCAUUAAAAGUUUAUUAGCAUGACUGGAAAUAAAGAAGAACAUUGCAAGCUCUAAAAA